AUGACAUUUCUUUAUAUGCUCCUGCUGCUGUCCGCAUUGCCAUUGAUCAAACCGACAUCAAUAUCUCCAAGAAAACAAGCAGAGUCGCUCGUCAAAUGGAAGGGCGGCUUUUCUUCUUUAUCAUCAUUAUCGCCACCUUCGCUACUCAAUUCAUGGUCCCUCACCAACCUCAACAGCCUCUGCAACUGGACUGCCAUUUCCUGCUCCAAAACCAGAACAGUCUCCAAAAUAGACCUCUCCAAUAUGCAAAUGUGGGGAACACUGUCCCUUUUUGACUUUUCCUCAUUUCCAAAUCUCACCCACUUCAAUCUAAAUGGCAACUAUUUCGAAGGGCCUAUACCGUAUGCCGUUGGAAAUCUCUCCAGGCUCACAUCUUUGGACUUGGGCAACAACUUUUUUGAUCAUCAAAUUCCAUCUGAGAUUGGCCAGGUAACAGAGCUUCAGUAUCUAAAUCUCUGCGACAACAGUCUCUCUGGUACCAUCCCUUAUCAACUGAGCAAUCUCCAAAAGGUGAUAGUCUAUAUCAUUCAGAAUUCCCAGAAUUUAUAUCUCAAUGCCGGAACUUGACGUUCCUCGACUUGUCUCAAAAUAAUUUGAUUGGCCAAAUUCCACCUUCGAUAGGCCAACUCAGGGAGCUCCAAUACCUCAAUCUUUCAUACAACUCCUUAAACUCUUCUAUCCCUUCUGAGCUUGGUCUUUGUACAAACCUCACCCACUUGUCCCUGGCUUCCAAUCAACUCAACGGGGAACUGCCUCUGUCCCUGUCCAAUCUGAACAAC
Molecule: messenger RNA, 779 nt
Organism: Pyrus x bretschneideri (Chinese white pear)
Lineage: Eukaryota; Viridiplantae; Streptophyta; Magnoliopsida; Rosales; Rosaceae
Product: leucine-rich repeat receptor-like serine/threonine-protein kinase BAM3
Exons: 2
Coding region: 1-567 (188 amino acids)
Molecular function (GO): protein binding
Source: RefSeq, a predicted model, not a curated record